AUGGCGCACAGCUGUCGGUGGCGGUUCCCCGCUCGGCCCGGUGGGAUCAACAACGCGGGCAGCGGGAGGAGAGCGGGCCGGAUACGGGUCACUGCUUCUCUCCGAACUGGCACCGGGUCUCACUCGAACGCGUACGGUCUCGGGCCGGGGUUUGAUGCUGCGCUGCAAGUCUCCGCUGCCAUCGGCAACAACCUGCAGAAAUUUCGGGAUGUUUUUGGGGAGGAAAGUGGCUCCAGCAGCGGGGAGGAGGAGCCGUUUUGUGGAUUCAGAACGCACAGUGAGAACAGAAGAACACAGAGCUCAGCUAGGACCUCAGCAGCCAACUCUGUGCAGGAAAAGAAACCCAGAGGUCGCCCCCCCAGGGCUCUGACGACACAGAGAUCACCAGCGGGUGUCCACCUCUCCACACCUCCAGCCACUUCCACCUAUGGCAAGCCUGAGGGAGGCGGCGGGCCCCCAGAAAAGGCCAAACGACCUCCCGGGAGGCCACCAGGGUCCGGGGAAAAGAGGAGAGGCCGCCCCCCAGCCUCGGGCAGCCACAGGAGCCAUGGUGGGCCUGAGGACAGUCGGGAGGUGGCACAGCAGCUCGGCCUGGCAGCGGCCGAAGAGGAGAAGCGAAGGAAGGCGGUUAGGCGGGUGCCCCUGGGAUCGGUGCAGCAGGGCAUAGCCAAGCUACCCAGGGGGCCUAGAGCGGGCCGAGUCUCCAAGAUCACCAAAGUGAAGCGCCUGCGAGCGGUGAAGCUGGCCCCACUGAAGUCCAGGCUCAAGGUGGCUGGGAGGAAGGGGAUCCCAGGCCCAGUUGGGCCGAGGCGGAGGCGUGGACGGCCACCUUCGGUUGAACGACUCAAAGCGGAGGCGGCUGCAGCCGCUGCCACCCAGAGCUCCACUCCCUCCAUACUCCAAACGCCCCUUCCGGAGGCCAAACAGAAGGCCUUUCGUCUACGGCGGGACAGAGACCCCGCCCCCAUUGCUGCUCAGCCCCUCCCUCUCAGGGCCUCCCACGUCGCAGAUGCCGUCCCUGCCCCGGCUCCCUGCGGCUCACUGCCUGCCCCGCUGUCAGCCCCGCCCCCCAGGCCUGGGCGGCCGGUAGCUGUGCGGCAGAGCCCGCGACGCAUCAAGCCAGUGCGUGUGGUGCCGCCCUCCAAGCGCACCGACGCUACCAUCGCCAAGCAGCUGCUGCAGCGUGCCAAGAAGGGGGCGCAGAAGAAAAAGCUGCUGGAGAAGGAGGUGGCCGGCGCAGGGGGGGCCGGGGGUGUGGCCAGUGCCGGCGGGGAAGCGGGCAGCCGUCGGAGGAGGCGGACCCAGCUGAAGAACAUCCGGCAGUUCAUCAUGCCAGUGGUGAGCACUGUCUCCCUGCGCAUUAUCAAAACCCCCAAGCGCUUCAUCGAGGACGAGGCCAGCUUUGGAGCUCCACCCCCGCACCUCAAAAUGGCCCGGCUGGAUGCGGUGCCCUCGGCCCCGGCCUCCCAGCCCUCCACUGCCUCUUCCUCGUCCCUGGUCACACCCAUUCCUUCAGCAGCAUCGGCAGUGGCAGGUGUCCCUGCUAGCGUGCCCCCCGCUCCGCCCCCCUCGGCCCCGGGCACUGCAGCCGUGGCCGCCGCUGGCCUGCUCCACAGCAGCAGCUGCAACAACAGCACCAGCAACGGGCGCUUCAGCAGUAGUGCGGCCUCUUGCGGCUCCAGCGCCCUGUCCCAGCACUCCUCUCAGCUGUCCUCGGGGGACUCAUCCCGCUCCAGCAGCCCCAGCCUGGACUCGUCCUGCGACUCCCAGGCCUCAGAGGGCACGCCGGUCCCGUCAGACGAGCCAGAUGCUUCACCUUCGUCCCAGGGCGGGCGGGAGGCGGGCCUGCUCCACCCAUCGCGUCCACCAUCACCCCCCUCAGAGCCAGAGCAAGUCGUGCUGUCGGAGAGGGGCAGGAGGGGCCGACGUGGCCAAGCAGCAGGCAGGGCCGCGCCGACUGCCGGUCUGGCUGACGGGCGGAAGAAGUCUAUCAUCAGCCCGGCCACGGGAGCACUGCUGUCGUCUUCCUCUCGGGCCGGCUCACAGCAGGCCUCCUCCACUGCCUCCUCAUCUUCCUCUCCGCCCCCGCCCCCGCUCCUCACCCCCCCGCAGCCUGCCCCCUCCUCUGCCUCGGCCAUCAGUGAGCACCACCCCCACUCGUCAUGGAUCAUGCCCCCCCACCCCAUCGCCCCGUUCAUCCCUGGCCCCGUGCUGUCGCCUCUGCAGGAGAAGCGCCACUCCAUCCUGAGGGAGCCCACCUUCCGCUGGACAUCUGCGUCCCGCUCCGAGCACCGCUACUUCUCCUCCGCCAAGUACGCCAAGGAGGGCCUCAUCAGGAAGCCUGUUUUUGACAACUUCCGCCCCCCUCCGCUUACCGCUGAGGAUGUGGGCCUGCUGCCCCCCAGCGCGGGCGCCGGGGGUGCUGGUGGGGGCACCCCAGCCGCCUUUCCCAGCCCGGGCGUGGGUGUGGGGGCAGGCGGCAGGCUCUUCUCUCCACUGCACCAUUCCCCCCACCCACACCCCCACCCGCACAGACUGCCCUCGUCCCGCUUCGAGUCGCCGCUGCACAAGCGCAGCCCCCUGCUCCGUGCCCCCCAGUUCACCCCCAGUGAGGCGCACUCCCGAAUCUUUGAAUCAGUCACCCUGGCGUCGUCCCCGGGGAGCAGCUCAGGCUCGGUGUCCUCGCUGCACUCGGCAUCGGCGGGUGGCCGGACGGCGCGGCGCAGUGGUAGGAGGAGGCGUGUCUUUGGGCCCUUGCGUGGCCAGCCCCGCUCACCCUCCCACUCCAUGACCACUCGCAGCAGCCAGGCGGGCAAGGGUGCCUCCGAGCUCUCCCCGCUGUCGGGCCACGCCUCCGCCGGCUCCAGCCCGCUGCCGGGGGUGGCAGUCAGCCCCCUCGCCGCCAGUGCCUUAACCCCUACCCCGUUUGGCACCUUCCCGCCGGGCUCGCUGGGCUUCCCGCCGGAGGGCCCCGCCGAGUCCUACCAGCCUGCAGGUCGCAGAGCUGCAGGGGGAAUGGUUGCGGGAGGGGACUCCCCCUCCUCCUCACCGCUCUUCCCCCUCUUUACCCCUGGCCCCCAGGCCACUGGUGGGGCAGGGGCCGUAGGGAGAGGAGGGAGAGAGAGGUCCAUGUCAGCCUCACGGGACACCGUCUCCAGGGAGAAGGACAGGGAGCCGGAGAGGCCCAGAGAGCGCGAGAAGGAGAAGGAGAACAAGAAGGAUGGGCGCAAAGAGCAAGACAGGAGAGGGAAAGGCGAGGCCAUGGAGGGUGCCUCUGGGACGUCGCCCGGCUUCUUUGCUGUGGAUGGGAAAGAACCUGAAGAUUCUUCCAUUUCCCUCGCUCCAAAAAAGCCUCUGGGCCGGAAAAAAUCCAUAGCUGCCAACCUUGGGGCAGAGGUAAAUUUGGUUGCGGGGUCUGUGGACAGGGGCACCCUCCAGUCCUCCGCCACCCUCCCUGCCGGGCCCAAGGGCCGUCUGUCGAAAAAAGGUCGGCCUGCGGACAGGGCCCAGGACACAGAGGCAGGAGAGAGCGAGAAGGAGAGAGCCAGCGGCCAGGCCCAGCAGAUUGUCCAGCCCGGGCCGCCCCGAAAGCAGCCCCCCGUGGCCUCGCUGGGGUCGAUGCUGGCCCAGGCUGAGAAACAGCAGGUGGCUGACAAGCGGGUGGCUGGGCUUCUGAAGAAGGCCAAAGCCCAGCUUUUCAAGAUCGAGAAGAGCAAGUCCCUGAAGACAACGGAGCAGGCCAAAGCACAGGGGCAGGAGAGCAGUGGCUCGGAGGCAGCGGCCAGAGGCCCUCGCAUUAAGCACGUGUGCCGCCGAGCUGCAGUGGCACUGGGCCGCAACCGGGCGGUGUUCCCUGAUGACAUGCCCACCCUCAGUGCCUUGCCAUGGGAGGAGAGAGAGAAGAUCCUGUCUUCCAUGGGGAAUGAUGAUAAGUCAUCUGUGGCGGGCUCAGAGGAGGCGGAGCCCACCGCCCCACCCAUCAAGCCCAUCAAGCCAAUCACGCGACACCGGACGCUACAGGAACCCCAGGCGAGAAAGGGGCGGCGGUCGCGCCGCUGUGGGCAGUGUCCAGGCUGCCAGGUGCCAGAUGACUGUGGCGUCUGCACCAACUGCCUGGACAAGCCCAAAUUUGGGGGGCGCAACAUCAAGAAGCAGUGCUGCAAGGUGAGGAAGUGUCAGAACUUGCAGUGGAUGCCCUCAAAGGCAUUUCUCCAAAAACAAGCAAAAGCUAAGAAAGACAAGAAGAAAAAUAGGAUUGGUGAAAAAAAGGAGGCACAUCAUUCCAUUAAGAGCCAGCCCUCUGAAAAUGAACCAAAACCAGCCACACCCCCUCAGAGGGAGGAGCCUGCUCGCAAGAAGAGUGAAACCCCACCCCCGAAGCACAACGAGGAGAAACAAAAACAGCAGCAGCACCCUCCCUUGACACCCAGCCCUACCCCAAAGGACACUCCUCAGACUUGCCUAGCUCCAGGGCAAGACUCCAAGCAGCCCUCGGCACCCCCUAGUGCUGCUUCUCGCAAGGAGCGCAAACUGCAGCAGCAGCAGCAGCCCACCCCUCCGUCAUCCUCGCCCCAAGCCACUCCCUCCCAGCCACAGCAGCUCUCACAGCAACAGCAGGCCCAGCAGAGUCAGGCACCUGCAAAAAAGGAGGGGGUCGCAAACCCGCCCUCCGGCGAGUCCAAGAAGAAGCCCCAACAGAAGAGCAUGGUCACACCUGUGACUGAGACGGCUGUGGAAGGCAAACAGAUGAAGAAGCUUCCUACUCGAUGUGCAUUGGCUCCAAAACAGAAACAGAAAGAAAAGGAGAAGUCAGUCCCUUCCAGAACAGAGAGCAGUUCUUUAAACUUGCUCAGCACUCCCUCUAGUGGAGGUAACGGCAAACAGAAGGUGCCCUGUGAUGGAGUGCAUCGUAUCAGAGUGGACUUCAAAGAAGACCAUGACAUACAGAAUGUGUGGGAGAUGGGCGGGCUCAGUGUCCUGACCUCUGUGCCAAUCGCCCCCCGGGUGAUCUGCUUCCUGUGUGCCAGCAGUGGGCAGGUCGAGUUUGUGUUCUGCCAGGUGUGCUGUGAGCCCUUCCAUCUUUUCUGCCUGGAGGAAACAGAGCGUCCCCUGCAGGAACAGUGGGAGAAUUGGUGCUGUCGGCGCUGCCGGUACUGCCAUGUGUGUGGCCGUCAGCACCAGAACACCAAGCAACUGCUGGAAUGUGACAAGUGCCGAAACAGUUAUCACCCCGAGUGCCUGGGACCCAACCACCCCACCAGACCCACCAAGAAGAAGAGAGUCUGGAUCUGCACCAAGUGCGUGCGCUGCAAGAGCUGCGGUGCCACCACCCCGGGGAAGGCCUGGAACGCCCAGUGGUCACAUGACUUCUCCCUGUGUCACGACUGUGCCAAACUCUUUGCUAAAGGUAAUUUCUGCCCACUGUGUGACAAGUGCUACGAUGAUGACGACUACGAGAGCAAGAUGAUGCAGUGCGGGAAGUGCGACCGUUGGGUCCACGCGAAAUGCGAGCACCUGACAGAUGAGAUGUAUGAGAUCCUGUCCAACCUGCCGGAGAGUGUGGCCUACACCUGCACCAACUGUACGGACCGCCCCCCUGCAGAGUGGAGGACUGCUCUGGAGAAGGAGCUGCAGAGCUCUGUGCGACGGGUCCUCACUGCUCUGCUCAACUCCCGCACCUCAACACACCUGCUGCGCUACAGACAGCCUGUGAUGAAGCCCCCGGAGCUGAAUCCAGAGCCAGAGGAGAGCCUGCCCUCCCGACGCUCCCCUGAGGGGCCUGACCCCCCAGUGCUCACUGAGGUUCCCCCAGCCAACGACUCUCCCCUGGAUCUCGAGUCUGUGAAGAGGAAGAUGGACAUGGGUCGAUACAAGGCAGUGCUGGAGUUUAGCGAUGACAUUGUGAAAAUCAUCCAGAACGCCAUCAACUCUGAUGGAGGACAGCCAGAAAACAAGAAGGCCAACAGCAUGGUGAAGUCCUUCUUCAUCCGGCAAAUGGAGCGUGUGUUUCCUUGGUUUAAGGUGAAAGAGUCCAGGUUCUGGGAGCCACACAAAGUCUCUUCCAAUAGUGGGCUCCUUCCCAAUGCAGUGUUACCCCCCUCCCUGGACCACAACUAUGCCCAGUGGCAGGAGAGGGACGAGAUGGCCCGCACUGAGCAGCCGCCCCUGACGAAGAAGAUUAUCCCAGCACCCUGCCCCAAGGCCCCCGGGGAGCCAGACUCCCCCUCCACCUCACCUCCGCCACCCCCACCCCCUGCACAUAUAGACGGGCCAGACCUCGCUCGGGAAGACAGCCCCGAGCUCUUGCCUCCACCGGAUGUGAGUGACAACCGACAGUGUGCCCUGUGCCUGAAGUACGGUGACGACAACACCAACGAUGGCGGGAGGCUCCUUUACAUUGGCCAGAAUGAGUGGACUCAUGUGAAUUGCGCGUUGUGGUCGGCAGAAGUAUUUGAGGACGAUGACGGUGCCCUGAAGAAUGUCCACAUGGCUGUGAUCCGUGGGAGACAGCUGCGCUGUGAGCACUGUCAGAGACCAGGGGCCACCGUGGGCUGCUGCCUCUCCACCUGCACCAGCAAUUACCACUUCAUGUGUGCCCGCAUGCGCCACUGUGUCUUUCUGGAGGACAAGAAGGUGUACUGCCAACGCCACCGGGACCUCAUCAAGGGGGAGGUGGUGUCAGAGUCAGGGUUCGAAGUGACGAGGAGGAUCCUGGUGGACUUUGAAGGGAUCAGUCUGCGGAGGAAGUUUCUUAAUGGCCUGGAGCCUGAGAAUGUCCACAUGAUGAUUGGUUCCAUGACUGUUGACUGCCUUGGAAUCUUGACAGAGCUGUCGGACUGUGAACGCAAACUGUUCCCAAUAGGAUACCAGUGCUCAAGAGUCUACUGGAGCACGCUGGAUGCCCGCAAGCGUUGUGUGUACACCUGCAAGAUCCUUAUGUGUUGCCCUCCGGUAGUGGAGAUGGACAUGAACAGCACAGUGGAGCACGAGGACAACCGCACCAUCGCCCAUAGCCCCCCCUCAUCUUCAGAAAUUGAAAUGUUGUCACCUCCUGGGUCAUUGGAAUCCCCUCCAGUGAGGCCCUUGGACAGCCAGCCCUCCCCUACCAUGCCGAAGCCAAAGGCAGUUAUACGGAGCAGGCACCCCAGCUAUCCCCCAUGCCAGAGGUCACCUGGUUCCAGACCCCUCCCUUCUACAGGAGGGCCUUCCAGCUCACCUCAUGAGAUUGUGACUGUGGGUGACCCACUGCUGACCCCUGGCCUGAGAAGCAUUGGGUCCCGACGGCACAGCACCUCGUCACUCUCUCCUCCCCCACCUAGGGGCCGCUCAGGGGCUUUUUCCCCUGCCUCCCGUGACCUGGCUGCAUGGGACACUGGAGCCAGGGGAGGGGAAGCAAAGCCGAACCCCCUCACCCAACACAAAAACCAGGGUGAUCCUACGGAGAGACGGGCAGAGAGGUCCGCAUCGGGGAGCAUAGAGCCCUCGUCAGUGCAGUCUGCAGGGAGUCAGAUGUCCCCACCGCUGGGCACAGCAGUCCUGUUUGGGCACCAGAGGAGCAGCAGUGCAGUGAAAGCAGAGAAGGGGAAGACAAGCGCCAAGGAGCUCUCUGUAGGCCUCGGCCUGGCAUCACGGCAUUCCAUGUCCACCCUUUCCAAAGAUGCAGGCAGCACCGAGCCAAGGAAGGAGCUUGAUCCAAGCCUGGUGCCUGCCUCCAAAGACACGGCAAAGCCAGGAUCCCCUCAGCCACCACCACACAAAAGUGCAGGGAGGAAGGCCCAUGAUAACCUCUCCAAACAGGCCACUCCUACGGCCAGCAGGGCCCAGUGGGCGUCUGGGGAUGGCGCAAAGCCUGGCUCUCAGGCCAUCAAAGAGACACGCUCCAAAGUCCGAAUGGUGGGCAGCAGGGAAACCAUGAAAGAGAGGGGGGAGACCUCUCAAAACAGCGUCACACACUCAGGCACACUCGACGACGACCAUAAAACUCGUGGAACACUUGAGCUGGUGGAGUGUGGCCAGGCCAGGGACACACCUCUGAAAGCCAGGGAGAGAUUCUCCAGCCCUGAGAGGAAAAACAGUGGCGUGCCAGAGGGGAUGCAUUCCAGGCUUGGCUCUGUGAGAAGUCAGCGGUCAUUACAGGGCUCCACUGAAAUGACAAGGAAAGAUGCAUCACCAAGGGACAAGAAGCGCACUGUCAAAGUGACCUUAACACCCCUAAAAAUGGAAUCAAAUGGGACAAAAACAACCAGCACUUCCUCUGGCACGGUCACAACGACCUCACUAUCCUCUGCCAGCCAGGGCUCCCAGAAGAGACCCUCCCACUCCCUGAUUUUCCCCCCCUGUGGGAUUUGGGACAGUUCUGAGUCUGACUCACAACUCAACCUGGAGAAUCCAGAGAAGCGCCUAUUUGUCCAUCAUUCUGCUGGAGAAGUGGCGGAUGGAGCUGGCGAGGGAGAGGAUCGCCCUCUGGAGGAAGACAGCAGCACAGAAAAGCACCAUGAAGAUGACAGUGACAGCGCAGGGUCAGCCAAGCGGCGGUACCCUCGGCGCAGUGCCCGGGCCCGGUCCAACAUGUUCUUCGGCCUGACACCCUUCUAUGGCGUGCGUUCCUACGGGGAGGAGGACCUGCCCUUCUGCACCACAGGGGAGGGCUCAGGGAAGAGGCGGACAGGGGGUGGGGCCGGCAAGCGCUCCGCCCAGGGUCAGGUGGAUGGAGCAGAUGAUGUCAGCACCUCCUCCUCGGGGGAGAGUGGUGAGGAUGAGGAGGGCGGGGUCGGCCAGCGCAAUGAGGACACGUACUACUACAAUUUCACCCGCACCAUUGUCAGCCAGAGCAGCGGGGUCUCGCCUGUGGGAGGGAUGCAGAGGUGCAUCAUGGGAAGAGGCUCCCAGCUGCACAGAUUCUUGAAAGAGGAGAGGAGAGAUGAGGACAGGGCAGCCAGAGAUGGAGUAGGGGCCGCCCAGCGGGGCUUGGGGCGGCCGAGGAUCGGGCAGCUGGACGGGGUGGAUGAUGACUCUGAGAGUGACACCAGCGUCAGCGCUGCCACCACCACCUCCACCUCCACAUCCACCUCCACCCCCAACAAGAGCGCCGGCAAGAGGAAGGCCAGGGAGGCACGCGCGGACAAGCUGGACCUGGACUCGGGAAAGGACUCCGAGACCAACAGUGGUGGGGGCGGGGGCAGCAACAGCCGUGAAGGCAGAAAAGGCCAGAAGGAGAACAGCCUGCCUUUGGGUGGGGUGAAAACGCAAGGACAGGACCCCUUGGAGGCCCAGCUGUCCCUCAACACUGACCUCCUCAAGUCUGACUCUGACAACACCAACAGUGACGAUUGUGGCAACAUUCUCCCGUCCGACAUCAUGGAGUUUGUCCUCAACACGCCCUCCAUGCAGGCCCUCGGGCAACAGCCGGAGGCCUCCUCAUCUGAGCUCCUGUCCCUGGAGGAGGGCUUUGGGCUGGACGCAAACCGUGGGAAGGACAUUAGCCUCUUUGAAGAUUUCUCCCAGCCUUUGCCAAGCACAGAGCCGGUGGAGAGCAGCGUGAACGCGUCUAUCUCAGGGGAGGAGUCGUAUGGCCUCCCUCUGGAGCUGCCCUCUGACCUGUCUGUGCUUACCACCCGCAGCCCUUCGGUGACCAGUCAGAACCAUAGCGCUCUUAUUCCCGAUCCUCCGGAACGCCCCAUCCUAUCCCUGCCCCCCAGUGACUCCACUGUGGAGAAAGGAGUGGAGAAGCAGAGGGGUGGGGCUGGUAUUUCCACAGAGACCCAACAGGGAGCGACGAGGGGCGGAGACUCCCAGGUGACGGAAGGUCACAUAACACCGGAGCAUUUCAUGCCAGGCCAUAUGGAGGCCGACCAUAUGACCAGCCCUCCCAUUGGUCAGGCAGUGGAACCAGGCGGCCAAGAUUUGGCUCGAACCUCUGGGACGCCAGGGCUGCCGGGAUCCCCGUCGGUCCCUCUCCAGGGGCAGAAGUACCUGGCCGUGUCUGCAGAGAACUCGGGCCAAGCCCAGGUGGCCAGCACUGCGGUCCAGACCACCACCACCCAUCUGAAACCGGGCACCGAGAAGCUCAUCGUUGUGAACCAGCACAUGCAGCCCCUGUACGUGCUGCAGACCCUCCCCAAUGGUGUCACUCAGAAGAUCCAGAUCGGUCCCUCGGUCACUGCCACUGGCGCCAUGGACAGCAGCUCUAUGGGGCUGGCCACAGGCCUCAGCACUGGGGUACCAGCCUCCCAGGCCAUUUUCCCUCCUGGUGGCAAAGGCCUGGUUGCCAUGUCUCACCACCCUCAGAUCCAUGCGUUUUCUGGAGCCACGCAGCCCGGUUUCCAGUCUGGCAUUCCCAGCACUACCUCCGGACUCCUCAUCGGUGUACACUCCCAGGACUCCCCAAUCGUGGUGUCCGAAGCUGGCCACCGUCCCGAGCUGGCGCCCAGUGCCGCUGUUGUUUCCAGCGCCUCAUCUGCUCUCCCCUCCCCAACUGCUCCUGCCCCUGGGCAGGGGAAGAAGCGGCCCAUCUCUCGGCUACAGCCGCGCAAGGCCAAGAAGCUGGCCCGGUCUGGGGGCCAGCCUGCGCUGACCCCCACGGAGGUGGCGUCCAACAUGACCCUCAUUAACUUCUCGCCAUCCCAGAUCCAUGCAAGCAUCCCAGCACAGUCUGGCCUGGUUGAGUUGGGAGCCUUGGCCUCUGCAAGCACUGCACCUCAGAGGAAGGUCCCCAACAUCAUCAAACGGCCCAAACCAGGCGUGGUGUACUUUGAUCCCGCCCCCAUCCAGGCGCGGUCAGCCCCGUCUGUGCAAGCGGGCGUCCUGGGCCAGGAGUCACCCAAGCACCUGGUUCCAUGCACCGUGGCGGGGCUCAACCCCAGCCAGUCGCUGCUGAACGUGGUCCCCGUGCCUGCAGGGGGGCCCAGCGGUCUCCUGGGGGCGGGGGCGGUGUCCCUGGGCUCCCCAGCAGGCCUUCUGGGCCCUGCUGACAUUGCGAGUUCGAUCAGCGGCCUGCUCCUCAAGGCCGGCCAGCAGAGCCUGGCCCUGCCCGAGCAGCAGGUGCUCCUGCAGGCUGGGGCUCCCAUCAUUUCGCAGCUGAGCGUCCCUGCCCAUGCCGCCCCCAACACCAGCGGUAUCUGUGUGCUACCCCCGGGCCAGACCAUCAGCAUGUCAGUCAGCCAGCUCCAGCAGCGGCAGGCCACUCAGGCACCCGCGGACAAAGCCCAAACCCCGGACCACGCCACCGACACCCCCAGCCCAGUGGUCCUCGCUCCGGGUUCUGCAGGACAGGACAGGAGCAGGUCGCACCCGGUGGGCAUCCUGGCCCAAAGCUCUCACAGUAAGCCUGUUUCCUGGGGUUUGGACCUGCAGCCAGUGGCUAGAGCUGGUGACCUGGCCUCAGUCCCAGUCAGGGGGAAGGCUAAGCGGACUCAGCAUAGCCCAGACAAGACCAGUGGGAAGAAACACAAGGUCCGGCAUUCACACAGCCCCCAGGAUACUCGGGACAAGCAGGGAGAGCCUCUCGUCUGUGCCCGAACGUGCUCUUCCCCUGGGGUCAAGGAAGUGGUGUCUCCCGAGCUCAUGGAUAUGGAGCAGCGGAGCGAGAGGGAGCAGAGGACGGGCAUGACCCCUGGAGCUGAGCCCCCUCCUCUGACCUCAGUGGGCACAGAGUCCAAACCCAAAGCCUCAGGGGCUGCGGUCGGCGAGGCAGGACCAGUGGACCCCAGGAAGGGCCCCUCUCUGGACAGAGAGCCCAAGCGGGGGCUGGUGUUUGAGAUCUGCAGCGAUGAUGGCUUCCAGAUUCGCAGUGAGAGCAUUGAAGAAGCCUGGAAGUCUCUGACGGAUAAGGUCCAGGAAGCACGCUCCAACGCCAGGCUCAAGGAGCUUUCCUUCGAAGGAGUCAGCGGGCUACGGAUGCUCGGUGUGAUCCAUGACGCCGUGGUCUUUCUCCUGGAGCAGUUGCAUGGUGCGCGGCACUGCCCAAACUACCGCUUCCGCUUCCACAAGCCCGAGCAGGCCGAGGAGCCGCCCAUCAACCCUCAUGGCGCCGCCCGCGCUGAGCUGCACCACAGGCGAUCAGUGUUUGAUAUGUUCAACUUCCUGGCGUCCAAACACAGACAGCCUCCUGAAUACAACCCUCACGAUGAGGAGGAGGAAGAGGUACAGCUGAAGUCUGCACGGCGUGCCACCAGCAUGGAUCUGCCUAUGCCUAUGCGCUUUAGACACCUGAAAAAGGCUUCCAAGGAGGCAGUGGGGGUGUACAGGUCGGCCAUCCACGGGCGCGGUCUGUUCUGUAAGAGGAACAUCGACGCAGGGGAAAUGGUGAUUGAGUACUCCGGCAACGUCAUCCGCUCCAUCCUCACCGACAAGCGGGAGAAGUACUACGAUGGCAAGGGUAUCGGCUGCUACAUGUUCCGCAUUGAUGACUACGAGGUAGUGGAUGCCACGAUGCAUGGCAAUGCGGCACGCUUCAUCAACCACUCGUGCGAGCCCAACUGCUACUCACGCGUCAUCAAUGUGGAGGGCCAGAAGCACAUCGUCAUCUUCGCCAUGCGCAAGAUCUACAGGGGGGAGGAGCUCACCUACGACUACAAGUUCCCCAUCGAGGCUCAGAGCAACAAGCUCCCCUGCAACUGUGGAACCAAAAAGUGCCGCAAGUUCCUCAACUAGCGCCUCCCCUCCCACGCCUCCCCCACGUGGUCCUCUGACGUUCACCUGAUAUGCCCUCAUGACCUUCUCACUAGAGUUUUGUCAAAGGAAAUGGUUAUUGUGAUGCUGUCCUGGGACAUGCUCCUAUGAUUGAGUGUGGUGGAAAUCAUUACCACAAGGGGUGGCUUUAGUUGGAAGGCAUAGAGGUAGGAGGGUCCAAGGUGUUUGCACUAGGAGAAGGUCUCUGGUUUCACAAAGGGUGUGUGAGAAAGGAAGCAAAUUUUAUUAUUGUGCCUCAUGUUUUUUUUUUCUGUCUAUCCAGAUAGCUAAAAUUAUGUUGGGUUGAAAGAAGUCCAAAAAAAGAACUUACAACAACAUGAAAAGUUUGUAUCCCAGUCAAACUGGCCUUUUAAAAUCCUCUUCUGUGAUGCUUUGGGGUUUUAUUUUCCAGUCUGGUUGUUAAAUAAAAUGAGCAAAAGUCAAACCCCUUUUCAAAAGAGGAUUUUAGCGUUCCAGUUAAUAAUGUGGUGUACACAUGAUUCCUUGACUACUGAACAAGAAAGGUAUACCAAGAUCAGUCAUCUGUUCCAAAUGCUUUUUGGAACAGUUAUUAAGCAAACACAAAACAUGCCUGUGUUUCAAUAUCUGAAGUGAAAAUCUUUUUUCUUUACAGUUUUUACACCAAAGUGCAAUUUGUAGAAGGGAAAUAUGAGAAAUCUUAUUUUAGGGCAAAAGAGUGGGUACAUAAAAGUAAGACCUAUUUGGUUUGACCAAUCAGAGCCUUUGCUUCCCUGUCAACCUCGACCCUUCCGAAGCACCUCUGUGUUUGAAUGUACAUCGAGGCCUACAGAAAAAGAGCCAUGCCGGGUCUGUUUUCAUAAACUUCCAUAACCGUGUAUCAAAUACUCUGUAAAUAUGUGUCCUAGUGUGACUGACAGACAAGUCUGGAGCAGUAUGCAUUUUUUGACACUAGAGGGAGUGUCAGUCCAAGCUGCAGCCUUACUUAAAGAAGUGGUCUACGUUCGCCUAAAAUGUCAUACUGUUGUUGAUGGUGAUAAACUGCCUUGCAUGUGCUAUAAUGGCUGGCCCUUGAUGACAGGAGAUACUGGUGGAAUUGACAGCUUUGGGACAGGGCUGUUAUUUAUUUAUCUUUUUUUUCAGUGGUUGUCGCUUUAUGAACUCUUAAUUUGACAUAAGAACAAACAUGGUAACAAAGCCAGUGGACUCACAUCUGUCUCUUAAUUCUUUGUAUCUGCUGUGCAGACAGAGAGCAGACAGCAGGACACAUACUCUUAAAUACACAUAUUAGAAAGUCUGUCUGUCUGUUUGUCUGAAACCAGAGUUAAGAAUUUUACCCUGUUGUACCUGCAGCAAGGAAAACCAACUUGGUACCAGAAAAAUUUGUUACUGGUGUUUCCUUUCACAGUGCACCAUAUGCAAAGACAAACUCUCCAUAUUUUAUAUUUGUCAAAUAUGAGUCAUUGAGAUUUGAUCCCUGAUUUCAACUGUUCAAAA
Molecule: messenger RNA, 14145 nt
Organism: Megalops cyprinoides (Indo-Pacific tarpon)
Lineage: Eukaryota; Metazoa; Chordata; Actinopteri; Elopiformes; Megalopidae
Gene: kmt2a
Product: lysine (K)-specific methyltransferase 2A
Exons: 35
Coding region: 1-12651 (4216 amino acids)
Biological process (GO): positive regulation of DNA-templated transcription
Cellular component (GO): nucleus; histone methyltransferase complex
Molecular function (GO): protein binding; zinc ion binding; DNA binding
Source: RefSeq, a predicted model, not a curated record